GGCAUCAUAAAUUAUGGGUUGGAGAGACUGGGACUGGACUCUAGGAUAUGCAGUUGUUAAAACAACAGCAUCAGUGUUAGUCCCAGGAUUGGGUAUAGUUAUUGGUGGAAGUGAAACAGCUAUAUCCGUCUAUCGUGGCAACAACAGAGAAGCAUUGAUCAAUGGCAUAUGUACCGCUGCAGAUGCAUAUUUAUUUGGCAUGGCAACUUAUGCAAAAGACGCAGCUAAAACUGGUGGAAAAAAUGCUGCCAUACUUUUGGCAAAAAGUCAAGCCAAAGGGGCAGCAAAGGAAGGUACAAAAGAAGUGGGAAGAAAAUUGGCAAAAAAUUUGGCAAUGGGGAUUGCCGACGAUGCUGUGAAGGAAGCAUGGAAGAAGACUGCGAAGUCCCGUGGUAUAGAACUGCUGAUAAAAACAAUAAAAGACGGCAAAAUUGUGUGGGUCGAGGAAGUGACCGAGGAAAUGAUCAAAAAAUUACUUCAAUAUAAUUCCUCGCAAGCCACCAAAACUACAUUUGAUCCAAUGUUUAAAGCAGUUUUUACGACCGCUGUUGAAAAUGAGUUUAAAAAAUAUAGCAGCACUAAAGUUGCAAUUGAUCUUGCUUGCACUGGUUUCAAAAUAUAUAUGAAACCAGGAGAAAAGGUUUGAAAACAUUGCGCAAUAUUCAAAUAGUGGAAUACUGUAUAAUAUUAUACAUUCCAUUUGCUCCUUCCUAUGUACGACCUUCAGCUACUGUUUUACAAAUGUACCGAGUGGCAGAAAAAGUUCAGCCGUUUGCACUAUAAUAUCGAAAAAACUAUAAGAGUUACGUCGUUCAUAUAAAUGUAGCUGUAUUUAUAAGAUGUUUACUUAAAUUUUAAUUUGAUAGGUCAUAUAUGAGAUUUCACGAAAUAUUGACUGAGUUUCAAGCAUUUAAACUUGCGUAAGCAUUUUCAAAAGAGUCGAAAAUUUGUCAAAAACGGCCUAUUGAACUAAUUUGAUAGCAUUAAGCUGGACACCGCCUGUUUAUUUCCUGGGCGAGCUAGUGUUGAGUAAACACGGAGAUAAGCCUUGCCCCUCGCUUUCAGAUUUGACAGUGUCCAAUUUCUUUUCUUUGUGGCUAGUUGAAAUAUCAAAUUUGGAGUACGCCUCAUCGAUUAGCAACCAACCAAUUUGAGACAACUUCGUGAAGCGUUGUUUUAGCAUGCAGCAACUUGAAACAGUAAAUGAUUCAAGAUUCCUGCAUGCUUUCAGGAGCAAGACGUUGCAUGUGGCGGACAUGCAUUUCUAAUAAAUAAAGAUUUGAAUGCAGUUCGCCUAAAUGCAGUUAUGUUGUGUUAUUGUUCACUCCAUAAUAUGAUAAGUUGAAAAAGUUCUCCAGUGUGUAUUUCAAAAUUUCCAUACACAGCGCAAGUGGAAACAUGUUGUCUGCCGCGGCUGGGUUCAAGACCAUAGAUAUAGGAGAACUAGAUUGCUGACUGUAAUGUUUCUAUUACGCACGCGACGCGCCAAC
Paramuricea clavata is the source of this 1490-nucleotide messenger RNA. The record is from the annotation of a GenBank genome assembly. Lineage: Eukaryota; Metazoa; Cnidaria; Anthozoa; Malacalcyonacea; Plexauridae.